ACCCAGAUGCUGGGGAACUACUCUGAGACAAUCUGCUCCAAACCUCAGUUUCGUCUAUACUCCAACACACUAUAUCCCUCAACUGUGGAGAGGGCGACUAGCAGGGUUACCCAACAGAGUUCGACACGAUGCAAAUCCCUGGAGGAUGUUCACACUCAAUCGGGUCUACGCCACGACCUUGGAGGUGCGGAAAUUGCGAGCAGCGUCGCUACCAUUAUCGCUGCCAUUAUGGCGCCCCACCCUACGUUACAUCAACUCCUUUGUUGAUGAUAAUGGGAAGGUAAACCCCGUAAGACACGUCCGUGUGAGUUUCUGCAGCAAUUCAUGGAAGGGACUAAGCCCACUGGACUUUCCCUUAUGUGGUUACGCCAAAGGAACGAUUUCAAAUCCGCCAGCAUCCUCUGAAAGCCCUUGUUCUGUGGGAAUGCGUCGGAAACAUUAUCCACCCAUAUUCACAAGUCAAUACAGAAGCACGAGCAGGCCAUAUUGAACGAGUUGAAGGAUGUCACGUGUCCAUACCAAUUCUGAGAGAUUCU
Aspergillus pseudonomiae is the source of this 536-nucleotide messenger RNA. RefSeq lists its product as uncharacterized. The transcript has a single exon. NCBI's taxonomy places the organism in Eukaryota, Fungi, Ascomycota, Eurotiomycetes, Eurotiales, Aspergillaceae. Bases 146 to 490 code for a protein of 114 amino acids. The record is from RefSeq and is a predicted model, not a curated record.